GUCGAACGUUUGACGUCACGCAAGCGCAGUCCUACGCUUUACUCCGAUAAAACCGUGUCCGUAUAACCCAUCCCCAGGUUCUAUAUCGGCUUCGCGAAGAUAGUUAUUUGGAGUGUGGGGAUUCGUACAGAACCGGGUUUAUUGCCGAUCAUGGCGACGACCUCUUUGUUGACUCAACGACCCGCUGACUGUUGUUGGCCUCAGCAACGUCCCGGAUCGAACAUCAGUGACUUUUUCCGCUCGUGGCACCCGAACGAUUCCAUGGCUAAUCCCUUCAAUCAAGUGACCUUGCAAACGUUGCAAGACUGCGCUGACGCAGUGUUACCAACCGCGUCAUACGGAGCAUCAUCUGAUCAACGACAGACUCCAUCACCCGGACGCAAAAGAACCAAUAGCACCAAUGAAGCCGAGCACAAGAAACGAAUGGAACAUAACGAAGACUUCGAGGCCCUGCAAAGGCUCAUCCCGGCUUUGAACCAGACAAACAACCCCAGGAUUUCAAAAGCAAGAAGUCUCGAGGCAGCCGCAGAACACCUGAAAACGCUCAAGUCUCAAACGGACGCAUACGCGGAAGAAAUUCGAUCCUUGAAAUCUCAAAUUGAAUCUUUGACUGGAGAAAUUGACUCUUUCCAGAGUCAGCUUCCUGCCACAGGAGCACCCAUUUCCCAGUAUAAGACAAACAAGGUACGCGACUACUACAAGGACCAUGUGAAACAGCAAACCCUGAAAAGCUGGAAAUUCUGGAUGUUCUCUAAAAUUGUCGGGGAACACAUGGCCAAGACCUUCAACGAAAGCGUUGCCAACGCAACGUCGAAUAACCUUAGCGCCAGGACAAUGGAAUGGGCUGAAAAGCAUUGUAACCUAGUUGCCAUGCGAUCAGGUGCACUCGGUGCAUUGCGGAAGCUGGGCACGGAAACCAGCGUCCUCAGCAACCCGGAGCUGCUCAAAGAAGAAGCCGUGAAAGCAGUGCUGGAGGUUGAACUAGCCUCACCAGCAACAUUAUCACCCACUGCCGAAGAACUCAUGGAACCCCCCAUUCAAGAAACAUCAUCCUCGAAAACGAAAAAUCGACAUCAUAAGUUGUGACUUAAGUAAAAAAAAGUGUUGAUUCAUGUGAACAUGAACAUAAUGUUUUGUGUAUUUAACAAAAAAAAAAAAACCCCGACGCAUUUCUCGUUUUUUGAAUCCAUCGUCCCGCAAAAUGAGAAUGUAUCCUCGUGCAUUUUUUUUCUCUUGCACGGAAAUACAAUCUUGAGUGUAUUAAUCCUUUAACGAGACGGAAAGUAAAAAAUUUUGAACGAUUGUUUCGAAAAA
Notodromas monacha is the source of this 1314-nucleotide messenger RNA. The record is from the annotation of a GenBank genome assembly. Lineage: Eukaryota; Metazoa; Arthropoda; Ostracoda; Podocopida; Cyprididae.